CACAGAUCACUUUAGAAAAGCACUGUCUAGCUGAGGCAGCAGUAGCUACAGCAGCUUUUUUAAAAUUAUUUAUUCGAUCUUUUUUUAUCAUCGUGUCAAGAACUACGCAACACUGUUCUUUGGCAUACGCAGUCACACUGCCAAAGCAGCCCGUGAAAAGAACAACAGAGAUAGGGGACCAGCUAGCUAAUUUGCUGGCUAAAGAACGGAAUGGCUGGAUUUCUAAAGACAAGAAAACGCAGUCGUGAAGAUGACCUGCCAUGCGAGUCCACGCCCCUCUCCAAGCGAAUCAACAAUCUUCAUUUGAACUACGACGAUGGGAACAGCAGCAGCAGCAGCAGCUGCAGUAUUCCGACUCAGAUAAAUGACCACAACAAUUACAAUACAGUGCCUGUGAUCGCUGGUGGACCUGCAGCUGGAGCCACAGCCGUCGCCACACCAGCAGCAGCAGCGGCGGCGGCCGGGGCUACUAAUUCGAUUGAUAUCCUAAAUGGAGACGGAACCAUAUAUGGAUACAAUCCGGAGCUAAGUGCCGACCAAAAUCCCUAUUACUAUGAUAAGAACAAAAUGCUAUAUGACCUGCAUGUCGAGCGUGCCAAGCGAAACACUCACUAAACUUAGUAUGUAUAGGCAGAAUGAUUAGGAUGGACUUUUGGCAUGCUGUCUGAAACUUUAAAUAAACCGAUACACAACACCACUUAUAGCUUCAAAUACACACUUUUUGCAGGGAUAAUUGCACUUGCCAUAGCACGCAAGUUCACACACACCCACCUACACACAAACACACACACACACACAAUCAAUCAAAUACAAGAGAAAAGAGUGCCAAUCGAAGCUCAGAUUGCAUGGCCAAGUCCGAACUUGUAUCGUUUUGUAAUUGUACUGUUAUGGUAGUUAUUAAUAAUAAUGUUAUUCUGUGUGUGGAGUGACGACCCACGGACCCAAGCUGCUCAUGUAAGCUUAAAUCGCUAAGAACUAAGACAAAAUAUACAUCUAAAUUUUCCAUUCGUUCACAUUUAGUCUAAGCAUUUAUUGUAUGAUAGUUCAUUUAGUUGUAACCAAGUACAUAUAUUAAGAUUUGAGAAGUCGAAAGUUUUUUGAAUUUUGGCGCUUUGACAGUGUCAUGUAACAAGUCUUGCGACGUCCAUCAUUUUGCAGCACUGACAUUAAAUAGUUAGUCUCGUAUCGGAGAGGAGCGUUUAUAUAUGUCUUCAAAAUAUAUCCAGCAAUCAAAUUCGUUAUAUAUCAAAAAUGUAAUACAAUCAACAAAUUAUGAAUUGUGAAAUAGAUGUAAUGAAAAUAUACAAAAAUA
This is a messenger RNA of Drosophila obscura, 1312 nucleotides long. RefSeq lists its product as uncharacterized. Bases 211 to 615 code for a protein of 134 amino acids. The record is from RefSeq and is a predicted model, not a curated record. The transcript has 2 exons. Lineage: Eukaryota; Metazoa; Arthropoda; Insecta; Diptera; Drosophilidae.